GGAAGAUUCGAUGGUGACUAACUUGCAGAAUUUCCUUUGCAGCCAUUGACGCCUCACUUUGAAAGCUUUGCCGAGACCCAUGUGAGCUGUAAUCGAGCUGUUUGCAUCUGUCCAUGUGAAGCACAUUGCCAGAGUCCAAAAGGGCUCUCAUAUUCUGGCCACAGAGGGCAGAAACAGUUCCAUGAAGGCUUGCACCUGAAGAUCAUGGAUUGGCAAGUAACGAGGGCAAGCAGGUCUGUGUGGCAUUGAUCAAGCUCCUUAGCCAUGUUGCCGCGCGAUCCUUUCUAUCGCCGUGCGAUUGAGACAUUGAGCUUUCACCCUGACCCCUACUGGGGACAGCCAAGUAGCAGCGUGGAUUGGUGCGAGAAGAACUAUGAGCACACGAGGUAUGUGGCUGAGUUCUUCAACACCUUGUCUUCCUUGCCCAUGUUAGUUGUCUCCAUCUGGGGCCUAUGGCUCUGUGUGAGGUACCGCCUGGAGCUCAGGUUUUACCUUUGCUGGGCCGGGAUCGGCGUGGUGGGCAUUGGAUCCGUGGCCUUCCACGGGACGCUGCACCCGGCCGGCCAGGCCACCGACGAGCUGGGCAUGAUCUGCGCCAGCCUGGCCUUUCUCUAUGUGGUGCUGGAGAUCGGUCACUUGGAGGCUCGCCGUCCUUGGCUGCCCGCAGUUGAGUGCAGCUAUGCUCUCGGCUUCGCCAUCGCAUAUUUCACCUCGCCCUUCUUCUUCCCGGUCUUCAUAGCAAUGUAUGCAGCGACAGUGCUGCUCAUCAUUCAGCAAGCUUACCGGGUGUACCAGCUUUACGCCAGCGAUGAAAACGCCUCUGCAGCGUGGCAGCGAUGUCUAUUCUGGAUGGCCGCCAUUGGAUAUCCGGCCGGCUUUCUCUUCUUAUGGGUUCCUGAGAAUGCGUUGUGCCCCUCCUACCCCUGGUUGUUCCAGCGUUUGCACCUACACGCACUGUUCCAUUUGGUGACCACCAUGUCGCCCUACUGCUACGUGGUCUUCAUGACCUACCACCGGUGCACCGUGCUCAAGCGCGACGCCGAACACCGCAUAGGACUGGGCUUGGCCUAUGUCCAUGUCAAGGCCUCCGCGUGAACUGAUCAGACUGCUGCGGGCGCUGUGCGAUAAGACGGCAUCCAAGACAAAGUUUCGGUUGCUUAGGUGCCCGUUACUAGUGAUGCGGCUGUGCUGUCGAUCUAGUGAUCACGUGACCGUGAAUCAGGCUGGGCAACGCUUGAAAUUGGCAACCGUCCAACUAACCGAGCGUCAGGGAAGAAUUGCGAACAGUGGCAAUGGUCGCGAAUGGCAA
Molecule: messenger RNA, 1309 nt
Organism: Effrenium voratum
Lineage: Eukaryota; Dinophyceae; Suessiales; Symbiodiniaceae
Source: the annotation of a GenBank genome assembly